UCGCACGAAGCACAGAGCCCUACGUCACGUUGGUAUAUACACGGAAUCGGAGCAGCUGCCGCCGAAAAAUCAAUACCUUACCAAACUUCGACGUGGACGGUUGAAAUCGCUUAGAAUCGCGCAAUAUGUUGUUCCGUUCGCAAAUUGUGCACAUGAUGGUGGCGAUGCUCGUGGUCGCCUCGAGUGGCUACCAGGUGCAGUCCUAUAGCUCCAAGGAUAUUUUUGCCGAUGCCUUGCUGACGGAUCUGCUCAAUCGCAUGGACAACGACAUGCAGGUGGGCUACUACGACGUGGGCAACGAGGCAGCCGCUGGCUCCAAGGACAACGUGGACCUGGUCUCCCGGUCGGAGUACGCGAGGCUGUGUGACGGCGGAAGCGACUGCAUCCUGCAAUCGGGCUCGGCAUCGGGAGCUGCCUCCCACCCUUCGCUGCGGGACCACGAGUUCCUGCAGCACAGCUCGCUGUGGGGUCACCAGUUCAUCUCCGGCGGAAUGGGAGAGGGUCCCAACCGGUAUCCCACCAUAGUGAAGAACGACGCCGGCCUGCCUGCCUACUGCAACCCUCCUAAUCCCUGCCCCGAGGGCUACGACAUGGAGACCCAAGGCGGCAGCUGCAUUGUGGACUUCGAAAACACGGCCAUCUUCAGCCGGGAGUUCCAGGCCGCUCAGGACUGCACCUGCGACAACGAGCAUAUGUUCGACUGCUCGGAACAGGAUAGUGCCGAUGUCGGUGCCGAGAAGGGUGACCUGAACUCCGCCGUGGAGCAGUACAUCAUGCAGAUGGGCCAGGAGAACAGCCUGAACAACGUUAACAGCCUGGUUAAAAAGGCCGGAUACCCUGUGAUGCCCGAUCCUCGCCUGGACGACGCGGUCAUGAAUCCGUUCCUCCAGGGCGACCGCUUGCCCAUAGCCGCCAAGAAGGGCAACCUUCUAUUCCACUAAGGUAACUCGCUGAUAACGCGAGCAUACACGACCAUACCUACAUACAUCGUUUCCAUAUGGGUGUCUAAUACUAUUAUCUAUCAUAGCUGGUUAUCAAUGUUGUCCCGCAAGCGAUGUCUAGUAAUGUUUCUCCCUUUCCCGCAAAUAAAGUUAUUCGUAUAGUACCAGGGCUCUAAGCCGAAAA
Molecule: messenger RNA, 1125 nt
Organism: Drosophila sechellia
Lineage: Eukaryota; Metazoa; Arthropoda; Insecta; Diptera; Drosophilidae
Gene: 7B2
Product: Secretogranin_V domain-containing protein 7B2
Exons: 2
Coding region: 126-941 (271 amino acids)
Biological process (GO): neuropeptide signaling pathway; regulation of hormone secretion
Cellular component (GO): secretory granule
Molecular function (GO): enzyme regulator activity
Source: RefSeq, a predicted model, not a curated record